GUGGUAAUGAAGCGUAUUUCAUUUCAAUAUUGAAGCUUAUAGGCAUAUCGUUAUGUCAUGCUGGCGUUAACAAAUGAUUAUUUAAAUGUAUUAAACAGUGGUAAGAAAGAAUACUACUAAUAAACAUGCAACACUACAGAAGAAUUUACCUGAAGUGUUUGGAUGUGUUGGAAUGGAUAAAGUGAUACCUUUUAUUGAGAGUGAUGUUGCUCAAGUGUCAAACUUUGUAUAUAAAGUGACUAUGCCAGGGUCGUCCCACUUUCCAAUUCUUGUUUACGAAGUUACAGUAGGCCGUGAAACUAUACUGAAUAACUACAAUGUUGCCUAUGGCUCUCAAAAUGAUGGAAGAAUAACGCUUACAAACCCAACUAGUGAUAACUCUGGAAUGUACAGAAUAGAAGUGACAUACAUGAUUGCAUCUGGAUUAGCAGCUGAUUAUACUGAAGUGACUGUAACAUUCUCAUAUAACCCAACUGCCAGCUUAAAAUAUGAGGAUGGUUCUUGUAAGUUUGAUGGAGGAACAACUGAAAACCUUGUCCUGAAGGAGGAGGUAAACGGCACUGGUAAAUAUUGUUGUGUGACUGGGGCUUCUGCAGCAUGCAUUGACGGUUCCACUGGGACAACAUACUGCAUUGAAAUUCAAGACCAUAUUAAAACCUUUUCAUUAAAUUAAUGAUAUCACAACUUUAUCUUUUGCAAUCGCAAAGGUUUUAUUUAGUCUGGAAUAACUAAAUAUUAUAAGACCUAACAGUUGCCGACAUCAGUGAUUGAUAUAACACACUCAUUAGCUUAUAUUUCUUGCACAUAUGUUUUUGUUACAUUGAUAUGAACGGUCGUUUGGUCAGUCGGUUGAUCUGUUAGCAAAGGUUUGUGGAGUGAAUUUUUCCGACACAUUUAGAGACAUCACUCUCAUGAUCGGCACACAUUUCACCCUCGGGAUCGGUGAUGACAUCCUGAACUGUUGCCCUCGGCAUAUCGGCCUCGAGACAACAGUUCAGAAGUCAUCCCCUCCACCUUGGGACAAUAGUUUUGACUGUUACACAAAUGCCCAUGCAACAACUGUAUACUAAUUCCAUAAGCUAUGACUGCCCAUCCACAUUCUUGACUGUUACUGAUUGUUGAUGACAAUCUGGUGAUAAAUGAAUUCUAUGCCUUGAAUUCCCUUUAAAAUAAAAAAACUUUGAUGUGAAUG
This is a messenger RNA of Mya arenaria, 1192 nucleotides long. RefSeq lists its product as uncharacterized. The record is from RefSeq and is a predicted model, not a curated record. NCBI's taxonomy places the organism in Eukaryota, Metazoa, Mollusca, Bivalvia, Myida, Myidae. The transcript has 4 exons. Bases 173 to 673 code for a protein of 166 amino acids.